Messenger RNA from Cryptomeria japonica (Japanese cedar), 1024 nucleotides. RefSeq lists its product as uncharacterized. Gene Ontology annotation, molecular function: starch binding. The transcript is spliced from 5 exons. The coding region runs from base 22 to 852 and encodes 276 amino acids. NCBI's taxonomy places the organism in Eukaryota, Viridiplantae, Streptophyta, Pinopsida, Cupressales, Cupressaceae. The record is from RefSeq and is a predicted model, not a curated record. Gene Ontology annotation, cellular component: membrane.
GCUCUGAGCAAAGAAAAAGUCAUGGCUGUCCAGCUAAAAAGCCUUGCCCUGCUGUUCCUCUUUGUGGGUGCGGUCAGCCUUCAUGCAGUCCGUUCUUCGGGUCAAGAUGUGAUAGUAACAUUUAUAAUGGUUCAACAUGCCGAAAUGGGGCAAGUGUUUAAGAUCGUUGGAAACAGUGAGAAGCUGGGGAAUUGGGAGCCUUCUAAAGUGGAGAACAUGACAUCGACUCCUGGCGAUGCCUGGGCCAUCUCUGUGAAAUUGACGAAGGGAGCAGCAUACGAGUACAAGCCAAUAGUAGUCGACUCUGAUAGUGGUAACACCUUGUGCUCGGCGAACGGGAACCGCCCCUUAACUAUUCCGGAAGAUUAUUCCAAGUCUGAUCAUGUGGAAACAGUGUUUAGGAGUAUCUCUUGCGGUUACGGCUGCCAUGAAAACAAUGCUUGCUCCGACCAAGGGAGGGUGCGUUUGCAGGGAGAAGAUGUGAUCGUAACGUUUGUGUUGGUUCAAAGCGUGAUGUCUGGGCGAGAAUUUAAGAUCGUUGGAAACGCUCCUGAGAUGUGCAGUUGGGACCUUUCUGAAGUGGAGAACAUGACACAGACUUCUGUAGAUGUCUGGGCCAGCGCUGUGACAUUGACGAAGGGAAAAGCAUACAAGUACAAGCCAUACGUAGUGGACUCUGUGAGCGGUUCCACCGAGUGCUUCGCUCACGAGGAACUCUCCUUAACUAUUCCGGAGGAUUAUUCCAAGUCUAAUUAUGUGGAAACAGUGUUUUAUAGCUUGGAAUGCGGUUACGCGUGCCAUGGCACCCCUGCUUGCUCCCUCCAUGGUGACCGUAGUCGCCAGGUUAUGUGAUAAUAGAAAUGUAAUAAUGCAGUGCACCAACUUAUAAUCUUUCUCUACGUUUGUUGAAAAAAUAAGCAUUGUACUUCGUAUAUAUAUUACGUUGAUACAAUAAGCCAUGCACUGCGUAUCUAUGUAUCAUCUGUCGUAUGAGCGAAAAUAUAAAACUGCGCCUGUUGUUACC